Molecule: messenger RNA, 1111 nt
Organism: Schistosoma turkestanicum
Lineage: Eukaryota; Metazoa; Platyhelminthes; Trematoda; Strigeidida; Schistosomatidae
Source: the annotation of a GenBank genome assembly
AUCAACAGUCAGGAAGUUGCAUUGACGAAGUGAGAGAAAAUUUCCGAUGGAUUUUUGAACGACCUGUUGAAUAUUUGAGUAUCAAUGAGGAAACAGGAAAGAAAGUUGCUAAAAUGACUAGUGAAUUGAAGCAAACAUUGAGUCAGUCACUGUCAUCAAAAUCAUGGCCCAAUAAAAAGGACAGAAGUAGAGCAAUUGAAUCGGUUAUGAACAUUCAAUUUACUUCAGAAAACCUAAAUAAGUUCCAUGUGUUUAUCGAAUAUGAGUUACCAAUUGAAAAUGAAUUGUCUAAGGACAACUACUUCAUGAAUGUUUACCAUUCUCAUAAGGCCAACUACAUUCAAUCAAUGCGUAAACUCGCAUUGAUAAGCGACUAUGGUGCAAUAGAGAAGCCUGCAGUUGUGCAAUACCCUGAAAUUUAUUUGGCUGCUGUGUUAUUGCACCCAUCAUUUCUGAAUGCAUCACAUUCAGUAUCUGAAGAAUAUGGAAUUCUCGGUUGGCUUAUUGGUCGUCACCUAAUAUCUAACGUUUUUAGUGAUGGUCAGUUAGAUGCUAGGUUAACAUGUGAGCCAGGAAAUCCAUCAUCGAUCGAAAAUCAAAUGUGCUGUUUAUCAAGACGAGAUGACAAUCGAACGGAUGAUAAGCAAAUUUUGCAACAACUGGCAGCUAAUAUCAAUGGUCUUAUGUUAUCAUUUUCAGCAUACAAGAAAGAUAUCAUGAAGAAUUCUGAUGAUAGUUUGGAUGAACAGAAAUCGUUUUUUGAAGCAAUCGCUAGAUUUGAAUGAAAUUCUGAAACAUAGUGAGGAAUUUUCGAAAACAUAUCAAUGUCCUCGUGGUUCGGAAAUGAAUCCUGUGGAUAAAUGUAUUCUUUAAAGAAACACAGCGACCAUCGAUGCGUGUCUGUGUGUGUGUGUGUUUGUAUGUUUGUCUGACAACAUUUAUUUAUACAUGUCCAUGAUUUUGUAAACUGUAACUGUUGUAGUGUAGUUCUGCACUUAUUUUCUAACAAUAAACAUUUCUAAUGUGACCAGUGGAGUUGAGUAUUUUUUUUAUUGUUACAUUCGGAUGGAUUGAUUCAAACAAGUCAGCUGAUUGUAUGACAAUAUCUUCC